GAUUGAAGUUGUGAUAGUAAACAACACAAGCAGGCACCCUGUCCUUGUUGAUGUCAGGUAAAGGCCUCAUGUCCUACAUACAUACUGGAUUUAUUCCUGCUGGUCUGCUGAGCUGACAAAAACAACCACCUUCCCUCAGGUGGAGGUGUCUGCCGACCGCCUGUAGGGGCUGCACCUCAGCCAUCUCAGGUGGCCUGGAAACCCCCAUCUGCCCCUGCAACAUACACUGAAGGCAACAGUUUUAUUUUUGGAGUGGCCACGGGCACUGUGGCUCACUCCCUAAGGCGUCAGUUCACUUCAGGAUGAGUCGGCCAUGUGGCACCCUGAGCCGGGAUUAACAAGCAGAGAGCAGUUUGUCCCGACAGCCGCUCGCCGAAGGUAAACCAGUCAAACUCAGUGUCUGUUGAUUGACAAGCUGGGGGUACUGCAGUGCGGUCCUGACCCAUCGACCAGGUGCUAACCUGCAAAUGCCUGUCCAGCAAAACACAAGCAACACCUAUUUCCACAUCAGGAGUGUGAAAUGCUGAUGGAAGUAGGCUACAGUAACGGGCUGGAUCCUGACCUUUCCCAGCAGUAUCCUCCACCCUUACUGCCAAAACCAGGCAAAGACAACGCAAGGCUUCAGAAACUCAAGAAGAAGCGAGCCAAGAAAAAAGGCAGCCUCUCUCAGACACCCGUCCCCUUUCGCUCCUGUUUGUCACCUGUCAAUGAAGCCAGCACAGACCUUGAGCACAGUGACCAGUCCAGCCCACCAAGGACACCAGAUUCAGUCUACAUUGCAGACUCUUCACUGUCUGGUUUCCCCUUUGGCUCCCUCUAUGAUAACUCUGCAUCUGCAUUCCCUCAUCCUCGGAGCAGCCCCUAUAGCCAAACUGCCAGCAUCUCCCCUCAGUCCUACAUAGCUCAGAUCAGUGAAGAGCAGGUGGCUCCGUUGUAUGAGUGCUCCUCUUUUUUAUUCGAUGACGUUACUCCCUUCAUGAUGGCACCUUCAGGUUCAACACCCUCAUCACUACCUGAGCAGGUUCCAGCACCACCUCUUCCUCCUGCUUUCAAUUUAAACAUGACACCAAAUUCCCAUGGGUCAGUCACAACAGUCCCUGCAGUCGCUGUGUCACAGUCCAGCACUAAAAUAUCAACUCACAGCUUGACCCUAUCCCCAGCCGCCCCCAACUGUGCCCCAGGCCAGGCACUUUCUCAAGUUGCAUACCUACCUCCUGUUCCACUGCUGCUAUCAGUUUCAGACACUCAGACACAACCUUUUAUUUCCAGCCAGAGGGAGACAAACGCCAGUUUAAAGGACAACCCUCAGAGCCAGGCAUCAUCUUGGACUGCCCGACCUACCAGUAAUGGCAACUUUGUUCCAAGCCAGAUGUCCCCUGAGAUAACCGCCUCAAAAAUAUCACUUGUUGAAGCUGUGAAAGAGACAAGGCCUGACACUGCACAAACCAGGAUUUAUACAUCGAAGGCAACUUUUUAUGAGAUCUCUAAACCUCCCUCCAUGCAGGACCUCACAGUAAAUAACCCAGCCAAUCAUGGAGCAUCGGUAUCGGCCGUAUACAGGGAGAAAGCAGCUGUGUCAGUGGUGAAAACAGAUCAGAAACUGUCUGUGUCCAAGUCCCAAUGUGGAAGACCUAAAACUCCCUCUUGCACACCAGCUCGAGUAUCCACACCCUUUUUUGAAAUAUCCAAACCCAACCCACUUUUAUUUGCUGCAAGUCCUGCUUUCAAUUCCCCCCAAGGUUUACAAACUCCUGCAAUUCCCAACGAGGCUCCAAGACACAAAUCAGCGAUAAGUAAACCUGCAGCUCCCACAGAAGAACUGAAGCUGACUGAUGUUAAUCACAUUACUUCAAUCAAACAAGCCAGCAAUUACAAAGAGAUAGAGAUUCAAAAUGCACAAAGGAGUACAAUAAAUACUGAGCUGUACCCCAGUGAGAAGUUGGCAUCAAGUAUGACUGCACCUGAUUCUGCUCUGGUUAAACCAACAGUAAUAGAACCAGUCAUCCCAAAACUACAAACAGACCAAGUUUCUGAAAGUGAAGUUUCAUCUUUGCCAAAGGUUCCAUCAUUUUUCUCUACUGUACCAAAUACUUCAAAUCUCAACCCUCUGUCAGUGAUGUCCAUGCAAGCCCCAACAAGUCCAAGUCCCCUGCUGUCCAUCUAUCAUCCUCCUGUGGUCGAGGCACGCAAGUCUUUGACGUCACUAUUGGAGAGUCAAAUGUCAUUAGCAACCUCAAAGCCCAAAUCACGAUCAAUGUAUUAUGGGCUUACUCCAGCUGAGUAUGUUGCCUAUGGUGGGAUUAGGACUAUUACAUCACAUCACAGUCCUGUACCCCCUGGGGUUAAGGAAACCUCUUCAAACAAAACACAGUCAGAUGUAGCUGUAGAAGAAUUACACAUCUCAAAGUCUGAUGCAACAAAACAACCUAACGGACAGCAAGAUCUUCCCUCGUCCAUGGAGGUUUCUUCUGCUCACAGUUUGCAACCUCUGUCAACUCCAAGGGGUUCUGAACAGAUUGUCACACAUAGCAAAGAUCUGUUUGAGGAAAGUCAGUCUGAAGCUCACAGUACUGGAAUACAAUCACUUAAAACAUCUAGCAUGGACACAAUAGAACCUGAGCUUCCCCUUGGCUUGGCACAGAAAACAAUGCAACAAUCUACAAGUGAUGUAUCCACACCAAAAGCCUCAUACUCUGAGGCUCCAAUACCAAUACCUAAAGCAGGUGAGGUACACACACAAAGUGCAGAACUAUUUUCUAUAGGGGCAGCUUUAAAUACAACUCCAUACCUGACUGAUAGCAGUGGCCUGUUGAGUUCUUCCUCACCUUUAGUGAAAGUUGAUUCAAAUGCAGAAACACAGCAUAGUGUAAAAGGUUUAGAUAUCAUAGAGAAAGGUGACAAUGAGAAAAAGCCUAUAAAAGGAGAAUCCGAAGUUGUAAAUGCAAAACAACAGUCAGGACAAACAGAGUUGGUACCGGUUCAGUCUUACCAAACUGCUGGUGGAGUCAGUCUGUCAACAGCCAAUGGUGUCAAUGUUCAGCUCACUGCCAAGCCUGUCAAACACCUUGCUGAUUGUAAAAACCUGGUUAUUCAGUCUCCUGUCACAGAGUUAGAGCCCAAAUUAUCAGGGGGUGCCAUCAUAAACAGUGCAUUCAUCUUAGGAAAACAACAAGCCACCAAACUGAUUUCAGAAACACCACUGCCUGGAAUAGUGGCUACUGAAGCUGUUUUACACAAACAGAGGGAAGAGGUUAAUCAGCAUAUCAAAGCAAGCAGCGGACUUACUCUACCCAAUAAAAUAAACAUGGGGAACACCUUCCCGUCUGUGGCUGCUAAUAUAGAAGGGAUCUUUGACAAAAUAAAAACUGAACCCGAAGUCUCAAAUAUAUUCUCUAAAGAAUCAAUUAUUGCUACCACAGGAUCCAUUUUGCCACACGAGCCUGUCACAGCAUCUGUAUGUUCUGCAAAGUACAAUAUCUGCACAGUAUCUGCAGCCAUCCAAAGCACAAAAAUCACACAACAGCCCAGCAUAGAAAUUCAAAAUCACAUAAAUAGUAAAAUAUUAGAAAAUAAGAUCCAUUUGUCUGGAGAUGGUCUCUCUUUAAAAUAUUCUCAAGCACCAAGUAUACCAAACACACCCACUUUUAAUACUAACUGGGGAAAACCUACCACAGGAACCAGACAACCAGACCUAUCUGUCACUGCACCCAAAUCACCCAACCUUUCAGAUAUUAAAUUCCCUUUAGAUAUGACCUCCAAUGUGCCCACAGAAGAGCCCCCAAAGUUAACCAGAACUACUGAAAACAUACCUCUGAUGACACAGUAUAGCAUUGGGUCCAGUGCCCAAGAUAAAGUUGUUCAAGGAGCAAGUUUCUAUACAAAUUCAAGCAGAGCUAUGCUAGAGGCCACACAAGCAACUGAAACUAGUCUCAACAUCCUUGCGAAAAACACAAUAUUGUCAAGCCUAGUUAAUGUAGAGCCCAAACUCCCCAGUUACCCUUCCCAAGUACUCACAGAAUUGCAUCCACAACCCACCAAUGGAAGAGUAGCUUUAUUGACUGGAAAAACACCAACAGAGCAUAUUUCCACUAUACCUAUUAGAGCAGAAAACAUUCAAACAAAAUGUGUUAUUGAAACGAGACCAGAUUAUUAUCUUUUACAAGGAAACAAAGUACCUAACACUGAAACCAAACUGUCCAACAAACCGUCUGCAGGAUUGCUAACUGUCAGCAAGUCUUCGACAGACGUGGUCUCACCUGGACAACCAGGAGGUGUAGUGGCUAUUCAACACAGCAGACCUGUUGAAACUGCACAGUCAAACAGAUCCAAUUUGGGCAGCAAUGUCAGUAUUGCUGCGGUUGACACCAAAGUUCCCCACAAGCUUCAUAAUGAAGUUCUUUUGCCUGUGAUAACAGACCCAGCAUCCCAAACAUCUUUCAAUACUGUGCAGGUUAGUAAAGCUACAAUGCCAUCUAGCCCUACUAUAAGGCACGUCACACCAAAAAGCCCUAAGCUGAGAUCAGACAGACCUGCAACAAUGCCAACCAUCGAUGCAAAACCUGUUUCUGGGUCUGUUGCUCAAACAAAAGUCUACGCAAAUUCAAAAGCACCAAUUGCCAACCUUCUUGCUGAGCAAUCUGCACCACAUAUUACUAAUAAAACCACCACCAUAACAGAGCUAUCCCCUUUCAUUCAGCCAAUUAUAGUCAAUAAAUCUGUACCUAUUCCCCCUACAAGAACAAAAAAUUCAGUAAGUAAGCCUGAGACAACAACUUCCUCUUCUUCUGGUUAUGCCAUGGCUAACAUAUAUAGUGUUAGUGUAGAUCAGCAAACCAUUGCAAAGCCAAAUCAAAUCGUAUCCGAUAAUGCUCAUCCCUUUGUGAAUUCAAUGAACUAUCAGACUGGAAUGAAACAGAUUAAGCAAUCUGUCAUUGAGACAAAGAAAUCUAUAGAAACUAACAUUCACACUGUAAAAACGGCCUCACACACGGAUUUAAAUAACCCCAGUGCUAUAAAUAUUCAGCCCCUUGCUGAAACAACCAGAACUAAAGCCCCACUUAGCCCUGCUACAGUAACUAAACCUUGGACUGCAACAAGAGCCUCCCCUGUACCAGAGCAAAGAGUGGGUAAUACACCUAUUCGAACCUAUACUCCAACCUUACCCCAGUUCCCUCAAACUUCUGUGUCUUUAAACCAUGCUACCGAAACAAAACCCCCAUCAGUCAUUAUUAGAGACCACACAAAAUCUCCCAUUAUGCCUCUUAGAAAUAAUACACCUACUAGCACUGUUCAGCCCUCUGCUAAGUCAAUCAAAGAGAAUAUCUCUAAAGCAGAAAUAAAAUCACCCACAACUAAGGACACUUCGGUUCUGGCUAAGAGUGCUGAGGUAAAAGUACAUUCCGAAAAGCACAAGAUAAAAACUAACCUAGCAACAAAUUCCAGUAAGGAAGGAAAACUCUCCUCACUGAACACUGAAACUAGCACUCCCAUGUAUUCUGCUGAUCCCGUUUUAACCAGCCAACCUACUCUAAAAGCACAACCUCUCACUAAACAGGUAGUUCCAAGACCUUCCUCUGCCACUGUAGAAAGAAAACCUCCCUCCAAUCCGGUCCAGAUUAGCUCACACAUCAGUAACGUUAAGCCUUCGACAGAGCUACCAGUAGAGAACAUUUCCCCCGCAAAGCCCGCAACAGAUACUGUCAUUAAACCGUCCAUAGUUAAAGCCGCUGUGAUUGACUCUGCCACUCCUGCCUCUCUGCCUCAGGCCUCAGUCUCAGUCAAAGCUCCAUCCCCAAACAGAGGAACGUCACCGCCAUCUCAGCAAAAAACUGGAUUCAAAGACAGGACCAAAAGUACAGCUGCACCGAAGGAAGCCCAAGCAGUCGAACCCUCCACGAAGUCAACGACAUCAACUGCAUCUUCAACUGACAAGAAAGCCAUUAAAACAGAGACAUCCCCUUCAUCCACUGAGCCCAAAGCAGCCCUGAAGCUAAAAGGCCUAAAGGGUAAGCUCAGUGGAUGGACAAGGCUCAAGAAACACAUGGUUGUUGAGCCAGAGGAACCUGAGUUUCCACAGCUGGAGCCCAAAUCUCAGGUCGACUCCAGUGGCAGCAAUGAGAAAACAGAUCAAGGUGAUGAUGAUAAAUCGUCAGCAGACCAAUGUGCCAAUCAGGAGGUGGUUACGAACAAAGAAGGUCCCAAAGCGUUGAAGAUGUGGGACGCCCUCCUCUUUCAGAUGUUCUCUACCAAAGACCGAAUCAUGCACCAGAUCAACACCAGCAAGAAAGAUUCAGAAGACAAAAAGGCCCCUAAAGAAAAUCAAGGAGAAGUUCCCUCUUUUGUCAAUCGCCUGCCAAUUUUGUUGUACAGCCCCCGUUUUGAUGCCAGGAAGCUUAAAGAGGCAGCCGAAAAGCCACUCACGAAAAUAGCAGCAGUGUUUGAAAAGGGGCUGAUAAAACGCAAAGGCCAGGAAGACGAACAAAAGGACUUCAACAGAAAAGCCAGAGGAUUCGGCUCGACGAAGAAAACAGAUAUGUAACUUGAACUGGUGGAAAAGUUUCUUUGGGGUUGAUAAAUGAUAAGCAAUGUGUGUAGUUUUGUGUUGUGUUAUUCAGCACAAAAUAGAGAGAUGCAAUCUCAGGUAGGUGAGGGAGCCUCUGAGAAAAGGAAUAAUACGAGAGAAUUUGGAAGUAAAUAGACAUCCACAUUUGUGGAUUUCUGCAGAAUAGCUGAAGUUAAUUUUAAAAGUCAAGGCUGCUGUGAAGAGGUAAAUUAUUCUUGAGGGGAAAAAAGAUUCAAAGUGUCAUUGAUUACUGCUUAAUCACCAUCUACCUGACCUAGUACUGGAGCUAGAACUUUGCCAUGGUUUUUAAAUUUGAGCUUAGAAUGCAAAGAAAGUUUUACUAAAAGAAAAUUCAUCCCAAUAUCAAGUAAGUACUAAUAUUGACAUAUAAUGACAUUUUGAUCAGUUGUGGUUAUUUAGGAUGUAUGAUACAGUAUAGUGUAUAAUUUAGCUUUUAAAGGUCUAAAAUAGUUUAACGGUAAAACAGGUGUGGCAUCUUUGCACUUUUAAUAAAUCAUAUUAGGAUGUGAGUUGACAAGAAAGAAAAAAUAUAGGGCAAAGAAAGAAAGGAGUCUUAUAUACUUUGCAACUCUACUUGAUUAGAUUUUUCUUUUUUCAUUUGUUGAUGGCCUAGAUGUAGUGUUGAAUGCAUGCAUGUAGAUAAUUUGAUAGAUAAAAGAUUGUUUCAUAUAUCAUGCUGUACUUUUUUCUAUUUUUCUAAAAGGCUUUUAGUGUACACCGCUGAUAGGCAGUGUUUAACCUCUGUGAUAAAUAGGGCUUUUACAUUCCUAGAACAAUGGAACAGAUGGAAUUUGAAAGAAGGAAAACAGAGAUGGAUGAAGGAUGAAGGUCUGGUCAAAACAGAUUUAGGUUUCUGCAAGUCAGGUAUGGAUGGAAAUAAAGUGCCGGAUGUCUGGACUUUCGAUCAGGGCAGGAAACUACAACCAUGCAGGUUGGUACGUCUUGGGGCUGCGCAAAAAAUAUAUUUUAAUAUAUUUAUAGAUGCUUAGGUGAUUUUUGUUUGUUUCUGGUGGCUCUUGGGAUGGCAAUGUUGGAUCUGUUGUUUGGUUAAUCACUUUGUUCUUCCCUGUAAUAUCUCAACAACUAUUAAAACAAUUGCCAAUAUAUUUUGUACAGACAUUAAUGAUCCCUAGAGGACUAAUCCUGCUGACUUUCCUGAUCUGUACUUUGUGUUUGAUGCUAAUUAGCAAAUUUUACCAUGCUAACACAAUAGACUAAGAUUGUGAACAUGUUAACUUUAUACCUGCAACAAGCAGGUAUAAAGUGCUAAAGUGCAAUGCUAACAACAGCAUGUUAGCAUUGUAACAGUGAGUUAGCAUAAUGAUGUUAGCAUUAAACUAAAAGCACUGUUGUUUCUUAGUACAGCCUCAAAAAGCCCAUUAGACUACGCAGUGAUGGAAAGUCAGACUGUAUUCUCAAGUGGUAGAAAACUGACAAAUUAUCUUUGCUUUUUGGUGUUAUUUCAGACCAUCAUGUCAUGCAUUGCCCAGUCCCACAUCCCAGAAUCAAAUUCCUGUUUUGUAAUUUCACAGGUUUUUUGUCAGAACUCACUGCUUUUAUAAUUUGAAUGAUGUUAAGGACUGAUGAUAAAGGAUGAUAAAAAUAUUUCCAGCCAGAAACGUAGCGACCAUGUUGGUGGAUACUAAUUUCCUGCUUUGUAGUGUAAUGUCCAGGACUUCAUUACUCAGUUAUUACAAUUUUACUGAGUUUUGGAUGUAACUAGUAUGUAGAAGUGAAGACCAAUGAAUGGAAAUGAAGUGAUAGCUGGAGACGGACAGAUAUCAGAUGAUGUUUGUGAUGUUUCACAGUUUUGGAGGAUUCUGCUGUUGUAGCAGAUAUUAGCAUGUUGUUGUUGUGUCCCUAUAUUGGAUUUAAAAGAUGACCACCAAGAUGUGGAAUUUAUUUUAGGUGAGGGGGGGCUUUACCCCUAUGAACUAACCACUGCCCCAUUUAGUACACUGAUGCUUAUACUAUAACAUAUUUUGUUUACUGUGUGAUUCUCAAAAAUGCAUAAAGUUUAAUGUGGAACUCUU
Molecule: messenger RNA, 8616 nt
Organism: Morone saxatilis (striped sea-bass)
Lineage: Eukaryota; Metazoa; Chordata; Actinopteri; Moronidae
Product: mucin-17-like
Exons: 3
Coding region: 521-6538 (2005 amino acids)
Source: RefSeq, a predicted model, not a curated record